Mus caroli (Ryukyu mouse) is the source of this 903-nucleotide messenger RNA. Its product is annotated as C-C motif chemokine 6. NCBI's taxonomy places the organism in Eukaryota, Metazoa, Chordata, Mammalia, Rodentia, Muridae. The record is from RefSeq and is a predicted model, not a curated record. Gene Ontology annotation, cellular component: extracellular region. Gene Ontology annotation, biological process: positive regulation of cell migration; cell chemotaxis; chemokine-mediated signaling pathway. Gene Ontology annotation, molecular function: CCR chemokine receptor binding; chemokine activity.
GGACAGCAUUCUGAACUCUACUCUGGCACUUCCUGAACCACCUAGCUUAUAAAUACCAGGGCAGGCCAGAGAAUCAGGGAGGAGUGAGCAGAAAUCCUCAGACCAGCUGGGCCUGUCCUCCAGGAGGAUGAGAAACUCCAAGACUGCCAUUUCAUUCUUUAUCCUUCUGGUUGUCCUUGGGUCCCAGGCUGGCCUCAUACAAGAAAUGGAAAAAGAAGAUCGUCGCUAUAACCCUCCAAUAAUCCAUCAAGGCUUUCAAGACUCUUCUUCAGACUGCUGCUUCUCCUAUGCCACACAGAUCCCGUGUAGAAGAUUUAUAGGUUAUUUCCCCACCAGUGGUGGGUGCAUCAAGCCGGGCAUCAUCUUUAUCAGCAGGAGGGGAAUCCAGGUCUGUGCCGACCCCAGCGAUCGGAGAGUUCAGAGGUGCCUAAGCACUCUGAAGCAAAGCCCAAGACCUGGGAACAAGGUCAUUGCUUGAGCAGGCAUUGUCACCACUUUCUUCUGUCUUCCCCAGUGACUGCCUGCCUAGGAGACCUUGUUUUUAUAGAUAUUUAAAGCAUUUAUCCUUCUGUUCAGGAUUAGAGCAGUCAACAGUAUUCAUGUGGACUCCGCCUGACACAGUUAGAGCCAUCUGGAGUUGUAAACAUCAAGAUUGUCUUUGAGUAAUUGUUGGGUUUUCUUGCGGUUUCUCAGCAGAUUAUAAAUGGAUAAAUUAUUAGGGUAGUCUUUGGGGCUUUGGAAUGUGUCUGGUUCUGAUACAAGCUUAAGCUGGGUAAUAUCCAGCUGAGAUGAAAUCAGUUUUGCCCUAGGCCAUACAUAUGUCCAGCUUUGUCCGUUCCCAGUUGUUCGCCUUGCCACAAUAGAGCAAUGAGCGCCCCCAAUAAAGUCCACUCCAUGUAGCCA